CUCUCCCCACUCAAUACAAAAAUACUACUCUAUGCAUAUGUUCUUCCCCUCCUCUUCCCUCCUAUGAACCACUUUUCUUCCUGCUCUCAGCAACAACUCAAAUACCUUUCUCCCUCACUCAAUUCCUAAAUCCUAAUCCCCCCUUUUCAAAUCAAAUCCCAAUUCCCCUCCCAAACCCCAAAAACAUUCACCUCUUCGUAAAAAUCCCACCUUUCCUUCGAUUUUCCCCUACCCACCCACCCUCUCAGUUUUUCACUUCAAGAUUCAGAUGCGCUUUCUUUCCGCUACUCUUCUUUUCUUCGUGGGUUCCUUUCCCCUUUAUGAAAUGCUUAAUCCUACGCGGCCACGAUUUCUUCAAUAGCCUUCAACGCGCACCGUCUCUGCGUUGCCCAGAAAACCUAGGUGCUUAGGGCUCUUCAAAUCCUUCGUGGGUUUUGCUCAAAAUUCGAAUUUUCCGAUUCUUUUGCAAGUGGGUAUGGUGGGGAACGAUGACGCGGGCCACCUCUCCGCCUCCCGGAAGAUGUUCUGGCGGUCGGCGUCGUGGUCCUCCUCGCGAACCGCCGCCGGAAACGCCUCUUCCGGCGAGACGGAGAAGGGUUUCGCUGAUUCCGGUGCCGCUGACGGUACUCACGGCCAGAACCGGCGGUUUGGUCCGCCGCCGCUGACGCCUCGGUCGCAGCAGAAUUGCAAGGCGCGGUCGUGCCUGCCACCGCUGCAGCCGCUCUCCAUCGCCCGGCGGAGCCUCGACGAGUGGCCGAAGGCGGGCUCCGACGACAUCGGUGAGUGGCCGCAGCCGCCUACCACCCCCGGCGGGAGAGGUAAUGGUAGCAAUGGUGAAAGGUUGAAACUUGAUUUGUCUUCCAUUCAGCAUAACAACCCUGAUCAUAGUAGGAGUAACAAUGGGAAUGGGCUUGUGAAGAGGGAUAAGAUUGCAUUUUUUGAUAAAGAGUGUUCAAAAGUUGCUGAUCAUGUGUACCUUGGUGGUGAUGCUGUUGCCAGGGAUAGGGACAUCUUGAAGCAUAAUGGGAUAACUCAUGUCUUGAAUUGUGUGGGGUUUGUGUGUCCUGAGUACUUUAAGGCUGAUUUUGUUUAUAGGACUUUGUGGCUGCAGGAUAGUCCAUCUGAGGAUAUUACUAGUAUUUUGUAUGAUGUGUUUGACUAUUUUGAGGAUGUCAGGGAGCAAGGUGGGAGGGUGUUUGUGCACUGUUGUCAAGGGGUGUCUAGGUCUACCUCCUUGGUCAUUGCUUACCUUAUGUGGAGGGAAGGGCAGAGUUUUGAUGAUGCUUUUCAGUUUGUGAAGGCGGCGAGAGGGAUUGCUGAUCCAAAUAUGGGGUUUGCUUGCCAGCUGUUGCAGUGCCAGAAGAGGGUUCAUGCUGUCCCUCUUAGCCCUAGCUCUUUGCUGAGGAUGUAUAGAAUUGCUCCCCAUUCGCCGUAUGAUCCUUUGCAUCUUGUUCCAAAAAUGUUGGUGGAUCCUUCAUUAGCUGCAUUGGACUCCAGAGGUGCGUUUAUCGUGCACAUUCCUUCAGCAAUAUAUGUUUGGGUGGGUAAGAACUGUGAGGCCACCAUGGAGAGGGACGCCAGAGGGGCUGUUGGCCAGAUUGUCCGGUAUGAGAAGGUACAAGGGCCUAUUGUGAUGAUUAAGGAAGGUGAAGAGCCUGUUUACUUUUGGGAUGCUUUUUCAGAUUUUCUGCCCUUAAUGGACAAAUCUGGCAAAUCUGGCAGUAGGAUAGAAGAUGGAAAACUAUUCGUUUUGCCUGGUAAGAGGAGAGUAGAUGCAUACAAUGUUGAUUACGAAGUUUUCACAAAAGCAAUCACGGGAGGCUUCGUGCCUCCAUUUGGUUCAUCUGGUGAACAUGAAACCCAUUUGCCUGCAAGGGAGAGUAGUUGGAGUGUAAGGCGUAAAGUUUCCCAUGGUAACAUGAAAGAGGUUGUUACGGUCCCUCGGCUAUCGUUUCCAAGGGUUUAUUCGGAUUCCAUGUUGUGUCUUCGUACAUCAGCAAAUGCAAUUUUGUCUCCAUCCUCAUCCCUUUCGUCAUCUUCAUCAUCUAUAUCAUCAUCAUCCUCACCGUCUUUUGUUUCUCCAGAUUCCAUUACUUCUGAUUCUAGCAUUCAUUCAAAGUUUUUGUUAGAAGUGUCCCCAGACUCUUCAUCUCUGUCUAAUUUUUCUAGUUUGUCAAUCACAUCAAAUUCUACUUCUCAUAAUUUUUCUAGUUUGUCCAUCACAUCAAAUUCUACUUCUCAACCAGUGUCUCACAGUACAGAUAUCCUUGGUGUCAAGUUAUCACAUCCCUUGUUUCAGUCAGCCUCUUUACCAUUGAAGAAACCAUCAACUUCCCUUGCUGAACGCAGAGGUAGCUUGUCAAAAAUUCUGAUGUUGCCGCUAAUGAAUGAUAAGACACAAGUAACAGAUAAAUCAGAUAAAUCGACAACGUCUCAUGCUAGUCAAGAAUCUGACAUUCUUGUUAAUGACAAUGUUAGCUAUCAACAACAAUCAGAUAGUAAAGAUUAUUUUUGCGGGUCUAACAACCAUGCCAAGGAUGGAGGUGUGAAUUCCAUUCAAAAGUGUGAGCCAAGCAUUGCUGAUAGCAUGCACCUCAAGGAAUCAUCACUUAGUCAGUCUACCACAUUGAAGGGAACUAAUGACAGUGGCUUACUGCAGUAUAAUGUCGCACAGACUUCGGUAUAUCACUGGCCCAGUAUAGAAAAGAUUGAGACAUUUGGUGCAAGUCAUUUGGAUUCUAAAUCUGCUUUUGUCAUAUUCUCUCCCAGUAUGCAUGUACAUGCAGGGAACAUUUUAUAUAUUUGGGUAGGGAGGUCUUUCAGUUGUGACGCUUCACAGGUUCACUUAGAUAUUGAUAAACAAUCAGAUGUAGGAGCUGUCGACUGGAAUCAAAUUGGAUGUGAUCUCCUUGCUCGGUUUAGUUUGCCAAAGAACUCAGUCAUCAAGGUUGUUAAAGAGAAUGAGGAACCCUCAGAGUUCCUUGCUUUGCUGAGUUCAUUGUAGUUAAAACUACACUAGGAGAAUCCUUGGUUCAAGUAGCUUCUUUAACCUUUUCCAGCACCAGCAGUUAUCCCUUUGUAUGGCAAAUUUUCAGGCUCUAAUUUGAUCUUCCCUGUGACAAGAAAUCCAGUGAGGAGGUUGCCCCAUGCCAAAAGUCUAAGUGUAGCUCGGCUGAAUGUAUAGCGCUUUAACACCCUCAACCUAGAAAUUUAUGUUCAAUAUACUCAAAUUUCUUUCACAUUCUCAUGUUAUUUAUAAAAAAACAAUUCCUUUUUAGCUCUC
Molecule: messenger RNA, 3283 nt
Organism: Glycine soja
Lineage: Eukaryota; Viridiplantae; Streptophyta; Magnoliopsida; Fabales; Fabaceae
Product: protein-tyrosine-phosphatase MKP1-like
Exons: 3
Coding region: 476-3004 (842 amino acids)
Biological process (GO): protein dephosphorylation
Molecular function (GO): protein tyrosine/serine/threonine phosphatase activity
Source: RefSeq, a predicted model, not a curated record